Molecule: messenger RNA, 570 nt
Organism: Drosophila takahashii
Lineage: Eukaryota; Metazoa; Arthropoda; Insecta; Diptera; Drosophilidae
Source: RefSeq, a predicted model, not a curated record
GUUCCCUUGCCUUCUGGACUCUCCGUGAGACGAUACGCAUGCCGCUCAGUUGAUGGUCUGCAAAGAUCCUGUUUCGCGCUUCCAUAUAUCGCCGUAGCCGUUCUUCAGCCGGCACUACUUCGUGGGAUUCCAAUCUGGGCGAGUCCCUCCCACUUUUUGACUGCCCAGUCGACCGUUUUCCGCACACUCUGGGCAUUUUGGUGUAAUGGUGUCCGGUCUGCCGCACUUGAAGCAGAACCUCUUCCACUCCGUGGACGGGCAGUCUCGGAAUCCGUGCUCCGCGGCUCCGCAAUUCCAGCAGCCUGGCUUGAAAGGAUUUCUAGGCCGUCCACGGAUCUCGUCCACUUCCAGGAUCUCCUGCUCGUCGACUUCGUCCGGUAUGCGCGCUUCGCUGACCCGCAACUUGUUCAGCUGCCCGUACGCAGCGCGUCCUCGACGACCGAACGUCUUCUCCACUUCGACGCACUCCUCCCGAAGUUCAUCCACCGCGGGAGGCGAGUUGCUGAAUUGCGUGAACGUAGUCAUCCACGCCUUCUCCUGGCUGCUGCUCACGCUGUAGUAGCUCGUGCA